AUGAUACUCAAUGAACUAAUACUAUCGGCUCUUUCGUUUGUUUCUUUUACAUUCGCUAUGGACCUUGAUACUUCUUCAAAGGAGUCCAUUUGUGGUGCUACAUCUUUAAUUAUCAAGGGUAUGCUGGAUUAUUACUGGGGUACUCAAUACGGUGGUACAGUCGGUAUGUUCCAACCUCCAUAUUAUUGGUGGGAAGCUGGUGAAGCUUUUGGAGGUAUGUUAGAAAAUUGGUAUCUAUGUCAAAACGAUACCUAUGCUGAUCUUUUAUUUGACGCCUUAACUGCUCAAACAGGUCCAGAUUAUGAUUAUAUCCCACAAAACCAAACAAUGGUAGAAGGUAAUGAUGAUCAAUGUAUUUGGGGGUUGACUGUUAUGGAUGCUGUGGAACGUAAUUUUACAAAUCCUACAGAAGGUCCAGGUUGGUUAGCUAUGGGUCAAGCAGUUUUCAAUACUAUGUGGUCAAGAUGGGACGCUGCAGAUUGUGGUGGUGGUCUAAGAUGGCAAAUUUUUACCUGGAAUAGUGGUUAUGAUUAUAAGAAUACUAUCUCUAAUGCUUGUCUUUUCCAAAUGGCUGCCAGAUUAGGUAGAUACACAGGUAACAAUACAUAUCUAGAUGUUGCUAAUGACGUAUUUGAUUGGUUAACUGGCGUUGGCUAUGUAAACAUGGAUAAUGCUGCAGAGGUGUAUGAUGGUGCUGACAUUUCAGAAAAUUGUACAGAUAUUACUAAAUAUCAAUGGUCUUAUAAUAAUGGUUGUAUGUUAGGAGGUGCUGCCUAUAUGUAUAAUGCUACAAAUGGUUCAUCUAUUUGGGAAACUCGUGUGACUCAAUUAUUAAAUGGUGCUAAGGCAUACUUCUUUCAAGAUGAUAUUAUGUAUGAAAGUGCAUGCCAAACUGCAAAGACGUGUAACAAUGAUCAAAGAUCUUUCAAGAGUUUAUUUUCUCGUAUGUUAGGGUUUACAAGUGUUUUAGUACCUUCUACAAGAGAUAUAAUCGAUCCAUUAAUUUUAGCCAGUGCACAAGGUGCUGCAAGAACUUGUAACGGUGGUACUGAUGGUCAUACCUGUGGGUUGAAUUGGCAAGCAAGUACACAUGAUGGCUAUUACGGAUUAGGUGAACAAAUGUCUGCCUUAGAAGUCAUCCAAAAUCUAUUAAUUCAUGAUCGUCCAGCUCCAUAUACAAGUAUCGAUGGUGGUAGUUCUGAAGGUGAUGCAAAUGCAGGUCUAAAUAAAACAAGUAAGAAUGUGUUAUCUAAUGAUUUAGAUAUUAAAACUGGUGAUAAAGUCGGUGCAGCUAUUUUGACAGCUGGUGUUUUGGCCAUCUUAGUUGGUGGUGCUAUCUGGAUGUUGUUUUAA
Henningerozyma blattae CBS 6284 is the source of this 1353-nucleotide messenger RNA. It is a transcript of the gene DFG5, whose product is annotated as putative mannan endo-1,6-alpha-mannosidase. The transcript has a single exon. The coding region runs from base 1 to 1353 and encodes 450 amino acids. The record is from RefSeq and is a predicted model, not a curated record. Gene Ontology annotation, biological process: carbohydrate catabolic process; budding cell bud growth; fungal-type cell wall biogenesis. NCBI's taxonomy places the organism in Eukaryota, Fungi, Ascomycota, Saccharomycetes, Saccharomycetales, Saccharomycetaceae. Gene Ontology annotation, molecular function: mannan endo-1,6-alpha-mannosidase activity.